Gregarina niphandrodes is the source of this 7161-nucleotide messenger RNA. RefSeq lists its product as hypothetical. Bases 1 to 7161 code for a protein of 2386 amino acids. NCBI's taxonomy places the organism in Eukaryota, Apicomplexa, Conoidasida, Eugregarinorida, Gregarinidae. The transcript has 2 exons. The record is from RefSeq and is a predicted model, not a curated record.
AUGCUGAGUGAUCAAAUAGUCAUACCGAAGAAGAAGAAGGCACUGCCGACGAGUGUGGUGGCUGCGCCUCCUCCUCCUCCUCCUGUCCCCACAGCGGCGGCUGAAGCUCGUACAAAGCGACGGCGGCGAAAGAGCAGACGACGAUCUAUUGAUCGCGCCAGCGACCGACCAACCAAUGACAGAGGUGACGCUACCAAACUAGACAGGUCCAGCUGCUACUCUGCCGCUCGGGGAACCAGUGCCUGGACCCGGCCCGGCGGGGACGAAGACCGGUCUUACUACUACCGGGGGAGGCCCCAACUCGAUAGAUCCGCGACCUUCGAAGAUCGAGACCGCCGGCAACCUACGGAUCGGAGGUACAGCACUGACGAAGUCCAACGCACCACCGACGACCGACGAACGGAAGUCCAACGAAUCGAAGACCGACGAAUCGAAGACCGACGAACGGAAGACCGACGAACGGAAGACCGACGAACGGAAGACCGAAAAACAGAUCGCUCAGCUGAAGGUCCCGGAGUCCGCGGUCGGGAUGACGUUAGACAAGACUCCCUAUCUAGACGACAUGACUCUAAGGCUGCCGAAGGCACUGCCACAGGCACGCGGUCUGAAGCAAAAGCGGGAGGCAGCCCUAGGCCAGGACACCGUCCGGAUAACCACCGUGUAGAGACGCAGCGCAGUGAGAGUUUCCGAGCAGAGAGUCACCGUACGGCGGAGGGUCAUCGGACGGCGGAGGGUCAUCGGACGGCGAGGCACGCGCUGGAAAAGCUCUCCACUGAAGACAUUCUCCUCCCGGAUGUACCGUCCUCUUCAAGUUCCGAAAGCGAACGCGCGCCCUUCCCUCGGAACGUGCGGAUUCCCUCCAAGACCCGAAAUAAAGACCGACUGGCCAAGGCGGAAGGAGCUAAGGCGGAUGGAGCCAGGCCGGAGGGAGCCAAACCGGUGGGAGCCAAGCCGGAGGGAGGUAAGGCGGAUGGUACUAGCCAACCGGACGGCGGCGAACAAGAGAACCUGGCGCCCCGCAGAAGACCGACCGACCCGCGAACAGCUGUGAACGCGACUGAAAACAAAGCCUCGGACGGCAAGCCUUCGCGGCAACCACCUGGGACCCGACCGCCGACUCUCAGUCGAUCUCCGGCGGAUGACACGCUCGCCGAACAAUCCAAGCCACCUACGGAACACCUCACCCCCGAACCCCGGUCCAACGUGGGACCGAGGUCUAACACCGCACGACACAAUGACCAGAGCAACCCAGGACGGGGCGACCUACCACGGACGAAGGCGGAGGCUGUCUCGCGACAGGAAGCGUCGCGGCAGGACGCGUCGCGGCAGGACGCGUCGCGGCAGGACGCGUCGCAGCAGGACGCGUCGCGACAGGAAGCUUCGACCAAGGACUUGCUCGAGGAGGAGAGCGCAGCUAGAAACGAAAGGUGUGCACCGCGCGACCAGGUGCACCGCGGGUCUCGGAGCAGUCUCGGUACCGCGGCGCAGCGCCCGAUUCCGAAGAAGACGACCCCUUCUCUUGGCCCGUCGGUCUCUGCCCGCGCUGGCAAUUUGACCACGCCGCCUUUGCCCAAGAUCGAGGGGCCUAAGACGGAGGGGCCUAAGACGGAGGGGCCUAAGACGGAGGGACCUAAGACCGAGGGACCGUCGACCGCGGAGGGAAAGGCUCGUACAUGUUCCAGUUCAGGAGCAUCCUGUUCGGGAAAUAUAAGGAUUUCAGAUUGCGUGGUGCCCAAGAAAUCGAACCGCCAAGAUGCAGAGCGUGGCAAAAAUCGUUGUGGCCCUCCACCACACGCCGAUCCUGUUAAGAACCCGGCCGGCGAUCCUAUUAAGAAUUUGACGAGUAUGGGAUUACAAAACGAUUGUUCGAUUGUAUCGGAGACUUCCGAAUCACAUUCGCAGCCCCCGCCGUCGGCAGCUCCCCAACGUCCGUCCUCAGCUGAGGACGUACCGGCUGAGAAGGCGUCGGCUGUGGGGAGCAACGAACACCGGGCUGACCACAAGCAAGUUGUGUCGCCCCCCGAGAACCGGAUCGUGCCGCAAGUGACUGUGUCUGUGCGGGAGUUCAAGCACAUCACGAUUCCGAAAAAGGCGGCAUCCAGUGCACAUCUCCCUGUCGCGACCCAGCCCCCGGAAUCGGCCCAGUCCUCUCCCGCUGUGCAGCCUCCGAGUCCUCCGGAUACCAAACCGCCUAUGCCCCCCGUCAAAACACCUCCCACCCCCUCCCAGCCCGAGCGGCCCCAGUGCGAAUGGCCCAAGCCCGAACGGCGGCCGAUCGGACACACCUCUACAGUUCCUCCUGAAACCAAGCCGUCAGACGCCAAGCCGUUCCGGAGCGGGUUUUCUACGGCAGUGGAAUCGCUGCGGAGUGGCGCUGCAGCUGGAGUUACCUAUCGCCAGCAGCGGGGCACUCGAACACGAUCUGGCUCGGGCGGCCUCCUCUGCGGCUCCCCUAGGAACCGCGGCGAGGAGAAACAGACGAGAUCAAAACCUCCUCUCUCCGCAUCGCACUCUGCGGCAAAUGUGCCCAUGCGACCUGUGCCUAAGGUGCCCGCCUCAUCGUCCAGUGAGGAAGGCGCCAUUGACGAAGACGUUCCCGACCCACCGCUGCCCAAGUUCGACAACCACACACUGCUACCGCGUAGAACCGAUGUCGGUGGUCCGAGCGGCUGGACCCAACAAGACUCUCAGGACUCCGACGAUAUGGACAUCGAAUUGCCCGACCCUCCCACCUACCCCGCUCCGUCCCCUCCGCCGGCGGCCCUGGCAGAGGCGCCCCCGGCGGCCGUUCCCGAAGCCGCGGCCCCCGUUGUCAUUCCCGCCGUUCAGGACCGGACGAGCAGCAAGCUGAAUUUCAACGUAUUCGCAGAGUCGCAAAACGCUGUGAAGGGAGAGGAGCCUCCUGUGGAGGGAGAGGAGCCUCCUGUGGAGGGAGAGGAGCCUCCUGUGAAGGGAGUGAAGGGAGAGGAGCCUCUGGAGGGAGAGGAGCCUCCUGUGGAGAGAGAGGAGCCUGCUAUGAAGGGAGAGGAGCCUCCGGUGAAGGGAGAGGAGCCUCCUGUGAAGGGGGAGCAGCCUCCCGUGCAGAGGGAAGCGGAAGAAACGGGUGAUCGAACACUGGCUGCAGCAAACGAGGGACCUGCUUCCCUUCAGGGCGAUCGCCUGACGGAGCAGGCUCCGUCACAAAUUUGGGGUGAAAGUUCUCAGGACGUUGAGAACCUGCCUCCGUCCGAAGACGUGGACCAGAACCUUUCUAGAGAGAGAGGUGGACCCCAGAUGGGAACUGGACCCCAGAUGGGAACUGGAGUCCAGAUAGGAGCUGUUACGGAAGAUCCGGAGUCGCCCCAGAAGAGUGUAAAUUUGAACCAGUCCUUGUUGGCGCACGUUGUGGAGCAUGCAGAGCUGUUGGCGACACGGAAGAUCCCGAAGCGUGCGAAGAAGAAGACGGUUCUGUCUGCGCCGGAGACGGAGAUGGGAGAGAUCGUCGAGGCUCCGGCGGAAGCGCUUGUACCGGAGUCCUCCGGCGGGAGUACGUUGAAGCGGGAGGUUGGACGUCGAGUUCGUGAUGUCAGACGCGACCACGCCCCCCGUGACCGCCGAGGAGCCGCAACAACGGGGGCUGCAGGAAUGGGCGUUGUGGGAGCGGGGCCUGUAGGAGCGGUUGAAGAAGGUGCGUUGGAGGAGAGAGCCGCGCCUCUCAAUGAGAACAGGAACGGCCCGGGCUGCUCAGUCGCCAUCGACCCUCUGCUACCAACGGACGACGAAGAACCCCAGGUCGCGGCCCCAGCUGCCAAGUCCCGCAAAACAACAGGCGGAACCAGCCCAGUUGGACCUAAGCUGACUGCAAAGGAGAUGGAACGACGGUUGCAAGCCAAGUCGCAAGGCAAGGUUUCUGAUCAGCCCCCUAAGACACUCAUUCAAGACAACAGGGGGUCUCAAGGCCAGACGAAUAAGACUGUUGUGGAUGGGGCUAAGACGGUGGAUACUGUCAAGGACGUUUCCAGUGUACCGAAGAACAGUGAGUCAGGUAAAGGGAGUGACGUGGGAAAGGGGACGGCUUCCCCCCGUUCGAGACUGCGACAACGUCCGCCGAGGACCAAGAAAACCGCAGCUCAGGCUGCGUCCCAGGACGCGGCGGAGCUAAGCGCCAUGGUGGAGGAGGCGGAAGAGCUUUUGUCGUCGCGCAACAGCAGCCGAAGAUCCAGCUUGGAGUCGGACCACGCCCCAGCUCCCAUGAUGACCCGGAUUAAGGAGAUUGAGGUAAAGGGAUUCCCUUCCCAUCGAGCUCUGCCCAAGACAGUCGCUACGUCUGCGAAAGGUGUAGAUACCAAGAAUCUAGCUGAGGAAAAGCUAGAUGGCAAAUCCACCAUGACCGACCGGAGACAUGCCUUGGACAGCAAGGCGGCCGGGGAUACCAAGGUCGGUGGAGACGCCAAGACGGCCGGCGAGGACACUGCCGAAGAGGACAAGGCAGCUGCUGAGGAUAAGACUACUAUGGAGAGCGACAUCAUGCAGAGUCUUGAAGAGAGUUUAGUGUCGGAGGUAACGAGAGUUGCUUUCCGCUCAUCUCGCCCGAUUCCUACUCGACAGUGCCAGCGAGAAGCAGCGGCACGGAAUGCGGCCAUCCUGCGGACUCUCACGACGGGCACGGAGGAGGAAGACUCAGAAGACGAACCGGUGGGUUCUCUCAGUCAGAGAAAGCCGACUCGGCCGUACCCAGGCGGCGGUGGAAGGUCGCGAAGAGCCGCCAAGACGGAGUCCACGGAGCCAGAACUGGCCUCCACUGCUGCCGUCCGCACUGCAGUCAAGUCCACCGGGAUGAAGUCCACUGCUAUGAAAUCUACGACCAAGUCCACUGCAGUGAAGUCCAUGCCCACUGCAGUCAAGUCUACGUCUACUGAGACGACCACGGCGGCAGACUGCCGAUCCGGUUCGAGUGUAUCGCCUAGUCCACUGCUCCCGACUGCCCCUGACCCUGAAGCUGGAAGGCCAGUGAAAGGUGAACUGCCUGCCGAGAAGUCUCAGAAGAUAGCGUCCGCAGCGAAGGGCACGAGCAAGCCCCGAGUUGAAACGGGGAGAAACGCCUUAGCGUUGAAGGCAGAAGGGUCGGAGACAGAGCGAGGUGUGUCGGAAGAGGGCGAGCUUCUCGACGACCGGCCGGGCGGCGAUAGUGUUCUUGAGCCGCCCCUGAAGACCGAGUCGCCUCGAGAGGUGGUGCCCGAGUCGCCCCGAGAGGCGGUGACCGAGCCGUCCCGAGAGCCGGUGACUGAGCCGACCCAGGAGGAGACGGUGACCGUCGUCGAGCCACCCCAGGAGGCGAUGACCCAGCCCUGCCGGAUGGCGAUGACGACGAUAAAGGCCGAGGAGGAGGACUUGCUCGCGAGCGAAAUCGAAGCGCAUUUUGCAGCAGAAGGUGUUAAAGGGGAGGAAGGGUCUGUGGCGGGGCUGAAGGGCGAGUCGGAGACCACCUUGGGGUCGGAGCCGACCACCAAGGGGUCGGGCAAGGUUCCGGAAAAAGGAAGGUCGGUACGACUGCGGCGGGCGGAAGAGGCGGCCGCGGCGGCGGUACCGCGACUGACGGUCGAGGAACAACUAGCGCAAGCGAAGGCGUUGAUGGAUGCGGAACGUGAGGCGGCGGAACGGGAGGCUGAGCGUGUGGCAGCGGUGGAGGCCGGCGGGGCCGAAAAGGGGAAGUCCAAAACGGGACCGGCGGGACCAAGUCCGGGGUCGGGUGUGGGUAAGACUAAGACGGCGAGCAAGACCAAAGCCGCGGCGUCACGGGAAGACCGGAAGCGGCGACGACUGCCGACUUCAGCCGGGUCGACACCCGCUGGGUCGACAUUGGGCGGGUUGGGGUCGACGCGGAAGAAGGUGGCGGGGAGCAGUCCGAGCGACAGUGAGGACGAGUCGGUGUUGUUGAAGCAGGAGAACACGGAACCCAAGUCGCGGGCUGGCGAAGAGGAACUAGGGGACCCGGGGGACGCGGGGGAGAGCUGGAAAGCGGGGGAGAGCCGGAAAGCGGGGGAGAGCCGGAAAGUGGGGGAGAGCCGGAAAGCGGGGGAGGUGAAAGGGGAGGGGAAGGCAGCACUAGUGGAACACAAGAUGGCGCCGAGGACUGUGACGGCGGCGAAGACGGUGAUGAAGACGGUGGAGUUGAAGAACAGCCGGAAGGAUUUGACGCGGCGACCGGUGGAAACGCGGAAACUGUUGGCAAAGACGGGUUCAAGGAAGCGACCGAAUGAGGAAGACGAUUCCAGCCGCUCGGACGACGGUGAGAGCCAGCCAAGGCGCCGACGAAUUACUCACAAACGCAGCCGGCUGGAAAAUUCGCAGCUGCCGGCCGCCGUCUUCGUCAUGCCCGCGUCGCUCGUGUUCGAGGAGGAAAGUGACACUGACGACCCCCAACCAGCACCUUGGGAACCUGCCUUGAGUUCUGUCGAUGGGAAGUGCCCUGUACUGCUCAACUGGCACACUGACCCACGUGGCGAACGACCGCGGAAUAAACCGUUAGAAAAGACGGAGAAGCCGCGAUCGCAGUCGCUGAUGGUGUGCGGGAUGCCGAUGACUGCGUACGAACAGAUCGCGGAACGGUUCGGCGUGAGCAGUCAGGGUCCAUUGUUGGAUCCGGCGCAGGGCCCAGGGUUGGGCUUGGCGUUGGGUCCCCCGUUGGAGAGGCGCGGAUCUGAGUUUGCCGGUAUGGAGUUGGCGGCUAGCCACUUGUUGAGUGCGAGUCACUUGCUGAGUGAACCGACAUCAGUGACGCCGCGGUCGCCCAAGACGCUGCCGGCGACGAGUCUGGACGACUUGUUGGCUCGACAGCAAAAUCUGAUGGAGGUGCUCUUGGCAGCCACAGAGCCCGCGUUCGAAACCGAUGAUGACAAAUCCGACGCGACCAACUUCAGCCGCCGCAGCUCGUUAGACCGAAUAGACGCCUGUCUCAUGAUGGAUGGCUUCACGCUCGGAGACUCCGUACAAGAAACACACGAAAUGCUCUUCGACGGCCACUCCAGCAUAUCCGCCACCACACUCGAUGCCAUGUUCUCCAAACGGGAAGAAUUUAACAACUACGCCAUCAGCCUCGACCCCCAUUGCGAAACACUCGCCAACUGUCUUUCCGACGACAAUAGCUGUAACUUAGACGUACAAAUCACCGUCACGCGGUAG